This is a messenger RNA of Panicum virgatum (switchgrass), 1746 nucleotides long. RefSeq names its product putative disease resistance protein RGA3. Gene Ontology annotation, molecular function: ADP binding. The record is from RefSeq and is a predicted model, not a curated record. Gene Ontology annotation, biological process: defense response to other organism. Bases 1 to 1746 code for a protein of 581 amino acids. Lineage: Eukaryota; Viridiplantae; Streptophyta; Magnoliopsida; Poales; Poaceae. The transcript has 4 exons.
AUGGCAUGCAGUGGGUACCAGCCACCAGAAUACAUUGACAAAGGUGAAAUCUCAGGUAAGUUUGACAUAUUCAGCUUGGGUGUCUUGAUUAUAAAGAUGGUGUCAGGAUCCAAGGGCUACCCGGAUUGUCUCGAUCAAGCCCAAAGAGACUGGAAAAAUAGGUUGCAGACAACAUGUACAGAUGAUUUGUUUGAAGCUUAUUGCCACCAAGUAGACACAUGCAGUCAGAUAGCAAUGAGCUGUGUGGAGACAGAUAGCUUCAGAAGGCCUGAUAUAGUGACAAUCACUGAGAAUCUGAAUGAGAUUGAAAUUCACGUUGGCGAGCUUCCCGAGAAAGGAUGUCACAUAACUAUUUCUAGAAUGGCAAUGCAUAAUAGCAAGAUAGAGAUGAGAACAGAGUCAACGGAUAUCACUGAUCAACACCAAAAUAUUAUUUUGAGGUCAGACCAUAGUUGCAAUGAACUGGAACUUCAUGAUGUAUUGGAAACAUCACCAGAUACAGUAGAAGAACACAUUGUAGGGAGGACAGAAGAAAAAGAUAAAGUAAUGGCCUCUUUGCUUGAGGCCAUGUCAGAAAAGAUCGUCAUCCUUCCUAUACAUGGUAUUGGAGGCAUUGGCAAGACAACUUUUGCAAGACUGAUUUAUAAUGAUCCAAAGUUCUAUUGUUAUUCUCAGGUAUGGGUCCAUGUGUCCCAGAGAUUUGACUCGAAUAAAAUUUAUAAGUCUAUAACUUUACAAUUAUCUGGAAAAGAGUGCCUGGAUAAUGAAAGACAGAAGAUACAUAGUUGCCUCAACAAACUAUUUGCUGGUAAGAAGAUUCUUAUUGUUUUAGAUGACCUAUGGGAUGACCAUCAGUUCCGGCUGGAGGAGUUGAAGAAUACGGUAUAUCAUAAAGACAGCAACAUCAUUAUUUUAGUAACAACACGUAGUGAACUUGUUGCGGAGAGAAUCUGUACUAAUGUUCAAUCACACAAGAUAUUACCCUUGACAAAUGAUAUGUGUUGGGAUAUAAUAAAACAAAGAAGUUGUUUCAAAGAUAGAAAUGACAAAGAACAGCUGAUGGGUAUAGGACAAGAGAUUGCUCGGAAGUGUGGUGGUGUGGCUUUAGCAGCUCUAUCUCUUGGGUUCACUUUACGGUCCAUGAAUUUUGAAGAAUGGAUGAAAGUGAAAGACAGUGAUAUCUGGAAUAGACCUGUUUCAAAUGAUUUCUCUGUGCCAAAUCAAGUUCUUGCAUCCUUGAAGUUAAGUUAUAGCUAUAUGUCUCCAUGCUUGAAGGCAUGCUUUACCUACUGUGCAACCUUUGCAAAAGGUCACAAGAUUGUUAAAGAUGAUCUUAUUUACCAAUGGAUUGCUUUGGAUUUCAUCAAGCCAACAAGAUUACUCUCGAAUGUGCAGCAUUGUGAAAAAUAUAUUCUGCAGCUCUUGGCACUGUCAUUUUUUCAACAACCAGUGUCACCUAAGACUUCUGAAGCAUACUAUGAACAAGCUACGUUUUUCACCAUGCACGAUCUGGUGCAUGACUUGGCAAUUUCACUCCUUGGUAACCAAAUUCUGGACGAGACCAAACAACGCAAAACUAGGGGAAGCAGCUGCCAAUAUGCAUUGCUCACUGAUUGUAGCAGACCACUGGAGUUAUGCUUGACUUCUCCUGCAAGGCUAGUAGCACUGCAUUUUUUGGAGGGUUACAGAAGCAAACUAAGCGGUGCUGCAUUUGCACCUGCUAGGUCCCUGCAAGUAUGGAUUUAA